AAUCCGUAAUUACUCCAAUAAUUGUCCAACGAUAUUUAUUUUCAAUAACUCAGUGAUUAAUUCUGUUAUGGAGACUGCGGAGAACGAUAAACAUCUCAUUAUUUUUGAUACUUCGAAAAAUGAGAGAAGACUCAAUGAGGAAUUCAAGGUCUUGCAGAGAAAAUUGAAACAAAAGUGGAAAUUCAUCGAGAAUAAUGAUGUGUUAUCUCAAGAAACUCUGGCCAACGGGGAAGUUCUCGUGCUCGCCGAACCCCGGAGUAAAUUCACGGAACUCGAGAUGAAUUCGAUCCGGGGAUUUAUCAAUGGUGGAGGGAAUGUAUUGGUGAUGCUGGGUGAAGGAGGAGAAAACAAAUUCAAUACUAAUAUCAAUUUUUUACUUGAAGAAUUCGGAAUUAUGGUUAACAACGAUUUCGUCGUGCGAAUGAACUAUAAUCAAACAUUGCACCCGAAGGAGUGUACAGUAUCUCAUGGCCUAUCGAAUAAUUCUAGAUUUGUACAUAAUCGUGAAGACUUCACGCGCAUGAAUUUCGUUUAUCCAUAUGGAGCGACUUUGAAUGUCGUGCAACCGUCAACAGUGGCUUUAUCUACCGGAACUCUCGCAAUCCCAAUGAACAGACCGAUUUGCGCAUAUUAUUCAUCACCCACGAGUGCAGGAAAAUUAGUCGUCCUGGGCUCCUCUCGUCUCCUGACUGAUUCCUACGUCGAAAAGGAGCAGAAUGAUGCCUUGAGGGACAUGAUCUUCCAGUUCUUUCAAUCAAAGGAUCAAGGCUCGAAGAAUUAUCGUGCAGAUGACAUUGAGUAUCCUGAUUACACAUUCGUCCCAGACAUCACCCAACAGGCGGAGAAUCCAAAAGUCUGCACCCAAGACCUCGAUAACAUCGACAUACCCCGAGAAUACACGAAACUAUUCAAACAUAAUUUUUACUCAAUUAAUUUAAAGAUUGUACCUGAAUGCAUCAAGGCCUUCGAAGUUCUCGGCGUCAACCACGAACCACUGACUCUAAUCCGACCGCAUUUUGAGACUCCAUUGCCGCCCACUCAGCCCUCAGUAUUCCCUCCAAGUUUCCAAGAAUUGCCUCCGCCGGCCCUGGAACUCUUCGACCUCGAUGAGGAAUUCAGUUCGGACCUGCUAAAAUUAUCACAACUAACAAACAAAUACAUGUUAUCAAAAGAUUCAUCGGACGAGUCUGAGCUCGACUACUACAUCCGAGAAUUCGGCGAGAUAAUCAGAAUAAAUACCUCGACAAUUCCCACAUCAAAACAAGUACUCAACCACGUAUUCCAGAAGUUAAGCAGCUACAAAGCAAUGCACAAUUGAACAAUUCUAC
Molecule: messenger RNA, 1328 nt
Organism: Fopius arisanus
Lineage: Eukaryota; Metazoa; Arthropoda; Insecta; Hymenoptera; Braconidae
Gene: IFT52
Product: intraflagellar transport 52
Exons: 6
Coding region: 68-1318 (416 amino acids)
Biological process (GO): intraciliary transport; cilium assembly
Cellular component (GO): cilium; intraciliary transport particle B; centriole
Source: RefSeq, a predicted model, not a curated record